Molecule: messenger RNA, 1335 nt
Organism: Diplodia corticola
Lineage: Eukaryota; Fungi; Ascomycota; Dothideomycetes; Botryosphaeriales; Botryosphaeriaceae
Exons: 1
Coding region: 1-1335 (444 amino acids)
Source: RefSeq, a predicted model, not a curated record
AUGCAGAACAAAAACCUCCAACGCGAACUGCAGCGCCAGCAGCCACGUCCGGGCGCCGCCGUACCUCCACCACCUCCAUCAGCACAACACGAGCACCUCCCCACCCCACGAACCUUCCUAACGGACCUCGUCGACUCGCUCGGGCAUGGUGACGGAGCACACGCCGCCACCACCACCACCACCCGCCAAGCCGCAGGGCGAGACGACGCUGACCCCGACCCCGACCCCGAUGCCGCCGCCGCUCAUGCAGCAGCUCAUGCAGCAGCAGCUCCACGCGGCGGGCCGUCCGGGGACGCCAAUCCUCUGCGCGGCCUGCGGGGCAACGCGCGAAACGUGCUCCUCACGCUGCACGUCCUGUUCCCGAACGAGCUGCUGCCGGCGCUGGACCUGCUCGAUCGGGGUCUGGUGACGCGGUUUGUCGUCGUCGGCGGCGGCAUGCUGCAGCCGGCGGAGGCGGGGGCGGGGGCUGGGGCUGGGGCUGUUGGUGUUGGUGGUCCUGGCGGUGGUGGUGAUCCUGGCGGUGGUGGUGCUGGUGGUGGCGGGGAAGGAGACGGAGCAGCGGCGGCGGAAACCAUUGGUUCGACUGCAGGCGAUGGCGAUGGCGAUGGCGAAACAAAAGCCGCCGCCGCCUCCGCCGUCGCCAAUGCUGGGCGAGCGGGGUCAUCGUCCUCGUCCUCUUCUUCUUCUUCUCCUUCUCCGCACGCCGAGCACUCAUGCCAAUCGCCGCCGCUGCCAUCUCUGUACUACGUCCGCUCCGCCCAGCAGCAGCAGCAGCAGCAGCAGCAUCGUCAGUACCACCGCCACCGAUCGCGCUACAGCCGCCGUGAUCCUCCUCCUGCCGCCGCCGCCGCCGCCGGAGGAGACGAGGAUGAUGAGUCGUCGACGACGACUGCUGGUGGUGGUGAUGGUGCCGCAGAGAAGUGGUACGAGGUCCGGCUCGCGGCGUGGAACUGCUCGUGCCCCGCUUUCGCGUUCGCGGCGUUCCCAGCGGGCUUGCAGGUCGAUCGGUCGGGUCCAGGUCCGAGUCCGAGGCUCGGCCAUCCUGCGGCUGGGGUCGGGGGAGGAGGGAGGAGUGAGGGAGACGCAGGGGUUGCUGCUGGGGUUGCUGGGGAUGAUGGAUGCGGGGACGGGGACGGGGGUGGAGGCGUUUGGGAGCGGUUUGGGUUCGGUGGGCUGAGGCGGGGUGGCGAGGGGGCCCAUGUGCCGCCGGUGUGCAAGCAUCUGCUGGCGAGCUUGCUGGUGGAAAGGGCGCCGGGGUUGUUUGCCGGGUUCGUGGAGGAGAGGGUGGUCAGUGUCGAGGAGGCUGCUGCGUGGGCGGCUGGUUGGGGGGGUUAG